Messenger RNA from Cryptomeria japonica (Japanese cedar), 3571 nucleotides. RefSeq lists its product as uncharacterized. The transcript is spliced from 10 exons. Lineage: Eukaryota; Viridiplantae; Streptophyta; Pinopsida; Cupressales; Cupressaceae. The coding region runs from base 446 to 3286 and encodes 946 amino acids. Gene Ontology annotation, molecular function: nucleic acid binding. The record is from RefSeq and is a predicted model, not a curated record.
GAUGAGAAGUUGAAUCGCUUCUCCAAGCAAAGGACCAUUUCAUUCAAACACUAUUUACCGUGUUCUCAUUUGUUAGUCUCCUAAACGUGGCGCUACUCUACCCAAUCGGACGGCUCACUUUUUUCUCACAUUGUGGGAGCUCGCUAUCGUACUUCGAGCUCAUUUAACACGCCCGGAGGUUAAGACAAAAUUUGUUUGAAGCGGUGCUCUACAUGAUAUGCGGUUAACGUUUCAUUUUCUGAGAUCUCAUCAGGAAAAAUAAAAUCAAUCAAAAUCACAACAAAUUUUCUGCAGGAAAUUUGGUUAUCAAUACCAUUUUUAUUAGAAGAUCUAGCAAAUGAACAGGUCUGCUGGAGCAGGACAUUAUUGAGCAGCACUUCAAAAAAGUGUUUUGGAGUGAUCAUCAAUUAGGUUUCGGAGUCCAGACUUGUGAUCUACUACACAGAUGGGUCGGGGAAGGGGAAGAAGAAGGCACGGCAAUGGAAGUGGAUCAGGGAAAGGAGAAGAUAUGGUAGAAGAAUUUGGAGAGCCGUCGGGGGGCAGGCACAGGGGAGCUUCUCAUCAUCGUCUCAGGAAUAAUAGACAUGGAAUUGGUGGCUUCAGACGGGGUGGCUAUUCUGGUCAAAGCUUAUUUGUGGAGGGAGGAGCUUUAGCAGAGUGGCAGCCUCUCGGCAAUUCAAGAGAAAGUGGUAGAAGGAGCAUGCAGUGCCGUGUUGAUUCUCAGAGACCCAGUGCUUCUACUUCUGGAAGGGGUAGACGACAAGGGCUGAAAGAUAGUCAUAACAGGCCUCACAUUUUACAUAAGAACAAUAAUGCUAUCAGCUACAGCUACCCUGAUGUGGAGAUCACAGUGGGCUCCCCUUCUAUCAGCUAUCGUUAUUCUGAUGUGGAGGCUGCAACUGAUUCUCCUUCAUUUGGUUUGGGUUAUGAUGGAAACUCUAGCACACCGCAUGCUUCCAAGAAUCAGUCUCUGGGCACUAUUGACUCAGCAGCAGAAGUGAAAGUUACUGCAAUCUCUACAACAUGUAACACAAUUUGUCCAGUAACUGUUCUUCCUUCUUCUGAAACUCAAGUUGCAGUUUUUCUUGACAAAAAUCCUAGUAAGGGGCUCACCUCUGAAUCUGCUACAUAUCAUAGAAGCACAGAUAUUGAAUUAAAUGAAGAAACUAGGCCAGGAUUAGGAUAUCCCUUGGAGACGGCGAUACUAUCUCCAGCCGAAGAUUAUCUGGAGGCUAUUGAUUCAGCACCAGAAGUGGAAGUUUCUACAAUCUCUACGCCAUGUAACAAAAUUUGUCCAGCAAUUGUUAUUCCUUCUUCAGAAACUCAAGUUGCAGUUUUUCUUGACAAAAAUCCUGGUAAGGGGCUCACAUCUGAAUCUGCUAUAUAUCAUAGAAGCACAGAUAUUGUUUUAAAUGAAGAAACUAGGCCAGGAUUAGGAUAUCACUUGGAGAGGGCAAUACCACCUCCAGCUGAAGAGUAUUUGGAAUUACCUGAUGAAGAGUGCAAAGGUGGACAAACUAAUAAAGCACUAGAGACAUCUAACAGGAAAAAAAAGAAAAAGGGUAGAUAUUGGAAGCAAGGGAAAUGGAAAAAGGAGACAAGCACAGAUAAAAAUAAAAAUGAAGGAUUUUUGGUUAUCGGAGGUGCACGUAUUUAUACUACAGAUGUUUCUGUUCGAGAAGAGGUAGAUAGUGUGAUGCUAGACCAAUAUGAGGAAGGCAGUUCAAAAAGCUGUGGUCAGCUCAGCAGUGAGAUAGUGGGUGAACCGAGGGCAAUGAGUGGAGAGAUUUCUUCCACCAGCAAUUCUGAUGUGUUAUCUGAGUCUUCAGAGUACUAUGAAAGUGGGUCUGAUAUAGAUGAUGAAACAGCACUAGACUAUUUAGAGGGAUUAGGUGGCAGUUAUUCUGAAUUGCUAAAAGCUGAGUGGUUACUGGAUAGAGGUGCAUUAGAACAGAUAUCCCAUGGAGAAAUGUCAGAAAGCACUGAUGAAGAAUCCAUAGAUUCUGAAAGCAGUGAUGAGGCAGACGAUGGACAAAAUGCAUUUGAAAAUCUGACAGAAAAAUGUAGCUCAGGGAAAGGGAGCUUCAGAAAAUCUAUUGCUAAUGAAGUCUGUGAUAUAAAGAUGGAGAAGCUUAGGCAAAGUAUUUUGUUUGAUGAGCAAGAUAGUGACGGAUCAGAAGCAGAGUUUCAGACACACUUUGGCAAUAGAAGUUUUAGAAAAGAGGAUGCGGAUGGUCAAGAAGCAAUUAAUCAUCAAGAUAGUAUUGAGAAAAGUCUUGCCGGUAUUGUAAUUUCAAAAGAUUUUAGAACUCCUUCAAACAAGAAGAAGAACAAGUCUGUCCAUACUCCUCAUACUUGGUCAGUUGAUAAGAAAAACAUUAAAGAUAAGGGAGUUCCAGGUGCAAAGAAGAAACAUCACAAGGAGACAAUAGCUGCAAAACGCCGGGAAAGAUCUCUACGUCGUGGAGUUGAUCUAGAAUCAAUUAAUCAUAGUUUGGAAAAGAUGGUGCUAGAUUCAGUUGACAUGGUAGCAUUCCAGCCAAUGCAUAGUCGUGAUUGUUCACAGGUUCAGCGACUUGCUUCAAUUUAUCGCUUGAAAAGUGGACGACAAGGUUCUGGCAAGAAAAGGAUUGUGACGGUGACUCGCACAAAACACACGUGUAUGCCGUCUGCCAGUGACAAAAGCCGAUUGUUGAAGUUGUUGGGUGAUGGUUGGGAAUCAGACGAAGUAAGUUAUAGAAGCUCGUUCAACAAGGCAAAGCCCUCUUCAGAAAAAAAUCGAAUGGAUGCUAAAGGAAGGCGUGCUGCUCGCAAAGCUUAUUGCAGCAUGAAACAUGAUGAAUCCUUUUUCCGCGAAUUCAAGAGUACUCCAUCUAAGAUUGUCUAUGUUCAUUCGGGUAACACUGCUGUGUCUGGCAAUAAAAAGGUGGGUACCCUUAAAAAGAGUGAGAGGAGACGUGUUACUGACUAUGCAAACCAGCCAAUGUCGUUUGUUUCUAGUGGCACGAUGGAACCAGAUGCCGGCAUUGCUGAAACAUCUGUUUCGUGUGUAAAUAUAGCUGAAAUAAAUGUUAAAGCCCAUCAAAAUGGGUUGAGCUUAGAAAGAAAGGUUUCAGUAAGUUCAUCCAAAAUGGGUAGUUUCGAAGUUCAUACAAAAGGUUUUGGGUCUAGAAUGAUGGUAAAAAUGGGCUUCGUUGAAGGGACUGGCCUGGGGAAAGAUGGACAAGGUAUUGUCCAACCUAUUGAAGCAAUAAAACGACCAAAAUCACUAGGCUUGGGCUUGUAAUUUGUAUUACAUUUUGGCUGACAAAUUGUGUAUUCAUUAUUCUCUAAAAUAUUGAUAUUUGCAUUUAAAAACGUUUCCAGUGGCUUUGGAUGAUAUUCUUUUCCAUUAGGAGCCGUGGAAAAUAAAUAGAUGAUCCUGUGAAUACUUCUAACAUGUGAUGCAAGCAACAAGACAGAGAUUUCCUUAAACAUGGCUGAGCAUUAGUGGGUUAUUCUUACAUUCUUUUAAGUUGUAAAUGGAUAUAUGAAACUUAUAUAUAAAAUACAAAAUAUUCUAUUUUUAUCA